This is a messenger RNA of Kickxella alabastrina, 643 nucleotides long. RefSeq names its product cyclophilin-like domain-containing protein. Gene Ontology annotation, biological process: protein peptidyl-prolyl isomerization. Gene Ontology annotation, cellular component: intracellular membrane-bounded organelle. NCBI's taxonomy places the organism in Eukaryota, Fungi, Kickxellomycota, Kickxellomycetes, Kickxellales, Kickxellaceae. The transcript has 3 exons. The record is from RefSeq and is a predicted model, not a curated record. Bases 1 to 426 code for a protein of 141 amino acids. Gene Ontology annotation, molecular function: peptidyl-prolyl cis-trans isomerase activity.
AUGGAACUUUCUGGCACAGUAUACCAAAACACACGAAUAAUCAUUACUUCUGGUGGUAACCCAAUCGGGAAUAUCAACAUUCUUCUGCACGCUAACAUUGUUCCCAAGACUGCCAAUAACUUUCUCCAGUUGUGUACUGGCAGUAAGGGUUUUGGCUACGUGGGUAGCCCAUUCCAUCGCGUAAUUCCCAGCUUUAUGGUGCGGGGCGGUGCCUUUAUAAAUCGGGAUGGUACUUGUGGCAAAUCAAUUAAUGGCACACUAUUUGAAGAUGAAAACUUUAUUCUCAAGCACGAUGGUCCAGGCACUGUGGCUAUUGCAAAUGCUGGCCCAAAUACCAAUUGGCUCUCAAGAAUUGAGGCAUAUGGCAGCCAGUCAGGUGGUACCAGUAAACAUGUCAUUAUAUCUGACUGCCGCCAGCUCUCUUAAGAUUUCCUUAUUUUUCCUUGUUUUUGUUUUAUUUGAGGUCCAACUUCAUAUAAUGAUUACUUUAUAACUUAUUUUGCAGCAGUCGCUGCACACAUUAGUUAGUUGGAGUGUGCCAAUUGCAACCUAGGCCAGAUAUCAGGGUGAUACUAAUUAUUUUACUUUUCGUAUAAAACUGUUGAAUUCUAUAUUUAAUAAAAAUAAGCCUCUCUUUGCUCAA